This is a messenger RNA of Oncorhynchus masou masou (cherry salmon), 2155 nucleotides long. RefSeq names its product ADP-ribosylation factor-like protein 6-interacting protein 4. The transcript has 8 exons. The coding region runs from base 222 to 1139 and encodes 305 amino acids. The record is from RefSeq and is a predicted model, not a curated record. Lineage: Eukaryota; Metazoa; Chordata; Actinopteri; Salmoniformes; Salmonidae.
UUCCUUUAAUAAAUUAACGGUGCAUUGUGGGAUGUAAAAUGGCUCCAUGGUGUUGUCAGCAAACUAGCCAACUCUUACAGCCAUAACGUUACAUUUACAAAUAAGUACCGUCGAUGAAGCAUUACUAUUAAUUUCUGAAUAGUAGUAUAGAGAAUAUAGCUUUGAGAAUCAACAACUUUUAUUGCAUUCACCUCUUUUUUUUCGUCGAAAUAACAGCCACCAUGUCUGCCGAAGUAGACAACGUGAGAAGGCAGUCCAGCACAAGAAGAGAUGAUAGAAGAAGUACUGAGUCCUCCACAAGAAGAGAUGACAUUAGAAGAGAUGACAAAAGAAGUACAGAGACUGCCAGAAGAAGAGAUGACAAAAGAAGUACUGAGACUUCCAGAAGAAGAUAUGACGGAAGAAGUACUGAGACUGCCACAAGAAGAGAUGACCGAAGAAGUACUGAGACUGCCACAAGAAGAGAUGACCGAAGAAGUACUGAGGCCGCCAUAGGAAGAGAUGACAGAAGAACAACAAGUACAGGGAAAGAGAAAAUUAAAAGGAAAAGCCGUAGUAGAUCAUCAUCUUCCUCAUCCAGCUCAUCCUCAUCAUCGGGAUCCUCUUCAUCAUCCUCAUCCCGCUCCUCGUCUGGCAGUAGGAGUAGUUCGAGCAGCAGUGAUUCCCACAGCAAGUCCAGAAAGAAUUCUAAGAAAAGGAAAAAGGAAAAACAACUCAAAAAGAAAGGGAAAAGGGAAAAAAAGCUUAAACGGAAGAAGGACAAGAAAAUGAAGACUGAGGAGGAAAGCGCUGGACCUGGACCUAUUCAGAUAUCCAAGUAUUUAAAAGAAAGAAAGAGAAAAAGCAAGUUCAGCAUGAUUUCAGGAAAGAAGAUAAAAAUGAAAUUGAAGAAGUCAAAGAAAGACAAGCUGCUUCACCUGGAAUGCUUUUCCAACAAUCUUGAAGGAGUUCCCACAUAUGCUGAGCACUUGUUGGCUGCUUUUCCUUCACUCUGCGGUCCAACUCAUCCCAAACCAUCUCAAUUGGGUGGAGGUUGGUUGAUUGUGAAGGCCAGGUCAUCUGAUGCAGCAUUCCAACACCCCUUCUUGGUAGUCCUUACACAGCCUAGAGAGAGACAAGAAUCGCGCAGAACUGCUUGAAUUCCUCAACUCCACGUUGUAAUGCAUGGACCGUCACCGUUAGUUGCGUUCCAGAAUCUUCCACUUUUUUCCAGAACAGAACUCAGGGAAAGAACCCAUGUGAUAAAGCUCUGAAAGAAAAUACAUUUUUAGGUUUAUUAUCACAGGAAGAGAUUGGGGAUAUGGCCCAGGUUGUUUGAAAAUGUCAGUUAAAGCUUAUGUCUCGGAAUUUGACUUCGUGCUGUCACGUGGUUGCCAGCGCCUUUCUGCAGACUAUUUGUAACCGAUGUCUCUGUUUUGAUUUUUAGAACAAAUUUUUACUAUAAUAUUGAAGGAGCCAGUCGCUGACUUUUUGUCUGUAUGUUUGCUAAGCAAGAGUGUUGCUGUGGUGGAAUUUACUGUCAUCUGCAAAGAUCUUAGUGAUGAACAACCUACCCGAGUUCAAAUUGUAUUUGUUUUCUUUGGGAUUGGUCAAAGGGGCAAUCUGCUGUUGCUAAAUCAAUUAAUUUUUAGAUUUAAAUGAAUGAUAUACUCGUUUGGUCUCGAAGAAUAUAACUUUUAUAGGUAUCUAACUGUCGUACCCCACCAGGACCCAAAAUAUAAGCUUGUUUUAAAUGUAAACAAACACUAUAUAGCCUUAACAUAGUUUUAACCAUCAUUUGGCUGUCAUGGAUGGUCAGUCCUUGUUUUCAUAGCUCUGUCCAUGAGUUUGUUAUCCAAUUUCUCCAGCCCCAUAGCUGAGCUAUGUACCUAAUCAAUGGCAGGGUGUCUGCUUUGUUAUUGUUUUGAACUGCAGAUUUCCCCCUUUAAGCAUGCCUGGCACAAUGGAACAAAGGAAAAGUGCCAACUCUGUCCAUUUUUCUCUCUAGGCAGGCUCAAAGUAUUUGAAAUCAAAUACUAUUUGAACCCAGAUGUGAUGAACAAAGAUUUGUGUAAGCUUCAUUGUAGUGUAAUCUGUCAAAUAAAACACCAGUCUGGCAUUGCAUUGUUUGAUGAUCUAUGUUUUAAAGAACGGACAAAACUGUCCUGCAACUCUU